AUGAAUUUGUUUGUGUGUUUGGGUAUAUAUUUUUUUCAUAGGGUUCUACUAGAGAAUUUUACAGGAGAUCAACUUCAUCGUUACGAGGGUUAUCGUAGAUCUGCUCUAAAUCGAACAAACGUAAAGAGGUUGGUCAGUCAAGUAUUGAACCAGCAAUGCUCGCAAACAAUGGCAUUUGUUGUUGCUGGCUUUUCAAAGGUGUAUGUAGGAGAGAUCAUCGAGAAAGCACGCGAAGUUAUGGAAGAAUGGGGUCAUUCUGGUGCUAUCAGACCCGAGCAUUUGAGAGAAGCUCAUCGCCGUUAUAAGAAAGAGCGUGUCAAGAGUGCCUCGAUUGGGAAGAAGCUUAUCCAACGUUAA
Phycomyces blakesleeanus NRRL 1555(-) is the source of this 357-nucleotide messenger RNA. RefSeq lists its product as hypothetical. Gene Ontology annotation, biological process: RNA polymerase II preinitiation complex assembly; transcription initiation at RNA polymerase II promoter. The record is from RefSeq and is a predicted model, not a curated record. Gene Ontology annotation, cellular component: transcription factor TFIID complex; nucleus. Gene Ontology annotation, molecular function: transcription coactivator activity; protein heterodimerization activity. The transcript has 3 exons. Bases 1 to 357 code for a protein of 118 amino acids. Lineage: Eukaryota; Fungi; Mucoromycota; Mucoromycetes; Mucorales; Phycomycetaceae.